AUGCGUGACCACAAUGGCCAGCCAUCACUGGACAGUUUUUCAAACAGUGUUGUUAAUGACACGAUUAAUAACGACAUAGGUAUAAGGAGGAUACAUCUAAUACUUCAAUUGCUGAAAACCUAUUGUUACUUUUCUGGUAUUAAACAUCUCUUCAGCCUCAGACUGAUUGCAAUGUUCCUUCUACUUCAUUUCAUCAUCCUGAUAGAUGUCAAAGAUUUUGCACUGACCAAGGGCAGUACAAUCACUUCUCUGUGCCCAAAAGGAUACUUUCCCUGUGGAAAUCUUACCAAGUGCUUACCCCGUGCUUUUCACUGUGAUGGUGUGGACGACUGCGGGAACCAGGCUGACGAGGAUAGCUGUGGAGACACUAGUGGAUGGGCGACCAUAUUUGGCACAGUCCAUGGAAAUGCUAAUUAUGUGGCAUUAACACAGGAGUGCUCUCUAAACCAGUAUCCACAACCCUGUGACUGCAAAGGAACUGAAUUGGAAUGUGUAAAUAUGGGCUUAAAGUCUGUGCCAAUGAUUUCCAGCAAUGCGACAUUACUGUCUCUUAAGGAAAACAAAAUUCACAGUCUUCCAGAUAAAGUUUUCAUCAAAUACACAGCACUGAAACAGAUAUUUCUUCAGCAUAAUUGUAUUACGCACAUAUCACGGAGAGCAUUUUUUGGAUUACAUAAUCUGCAAAUAUUGUAUCUCAGCCACAACUGUAUUACAACUCUCAGACCCGGAGUAUUCAAAGACUUACAUCAGCUAACUUGGCUAAUUCUAGAUGACAAUCCAAUAACCAGAAUUUCCCAGCGGUUGUUUACUGGACUAAAGUCCUUGUUUUUCCUGUCUAUGGUUAAUAACUACUUAGAGGCCCUUCCCAAACAGAUGUGUGCCCAAAUGCCUCAACUCAACUGGAUGGAUUUGGAAGGCAAUGGAAUAAAAUGUCUUACGAAUUCCACCUUUCUGUCAUGCAAUUCACUCACAGUGCUGUUUCUGCCUAGAAAUCAAAUUGAUUUUGUUCCAGAGAAGACAUUUUCUUCAUUAAAAAAUUUAGGAGAACUGGACCUGUCUAGCAAUAUGAUAAUGGAGCUACCAGCCCACCUUUUUCAAGACCUGAAGCUUCUACAGAAACUGAAUCUGUCGUCCAAUCCUCUUUUGUAUCUCCACAAGAACCAGUUUGAAAGUCUUAAACAACUUCAGUCUCUAGACCUGGAAAGGAUAGAGAUUCCAAAUAUAAAUACGCGGAUGUUUCAACCCAUGACGAAUCUUUCUCACAUUUAUUUCAAAAACUUUCGAUACUGCUCCUAUGCUCCCCAUGUCCGCAUAUGUAUGCCCUUGACUGACGGCAUUUCUUCAUUUGAGGACCUCUUGGCUAACAAUAUCCUCAGAAUAUUUGUCUGGGUUAUAGCUUUCAUAACCUGCUUUGGAAAUCUUUUUGUCAUUGGCAUGAGAUCUUUCAUUAAAGCUGAAAAUACGACCCACGCUACGUCCAUCAAAAUCCUUUGUUGUGCAGAUUGCCUGAUGGGUGUUUAUUUGUUCUUCAUUGGCUUUUUUGAUAUAAAAUACCGUGGGCAGUAUCAGAAGUAUGCGUUACUGUGGAUGGAGAGUUUACAGUGCCGCCUCAUGGGGUUCCUGGCCAUGCUGUCCACCGAAGUCUCCGUCCUGCUGCUGACGUACUUGACUUUGGAGAAGUUUCUGGUCAUUGUCUUUCCCUUCAGUAAUAUUCGUCCUGGAAAAUGGCAGACCUCGGUCAUCCUCAUUUGCAUCUGGAUUAUGGGAUUUUUAAUAGCUGUGAUUCCGUUUUGGAAUGAGGAUUAUUUUGGAAACUUUUAUGGAAAAAAUGGCGUGUGUUUCCCACUUUAUUAUGACCAAACAGAAGAUAUCGGAAGCAAAGGUUACUCUCUUGGAAUUUUCCUAGGUGUGAACUUGCUGGCUUUUCUCAUCAUUGUGUUUUCCUAUAUUAUUAUGUUCUGUUCCAUUAAAAAAACUGCCUUGCAGACUUCGGAAGUGAGGAAUCAUGUUGGAAGAGAGGUGGCUGUUGCAAAUCGUUUCUUUUUUAUAGUGUUCUCUGAUGCCAUCUGCUGGAUUCCUGUAUUUGUAAUUAAAAUUCUCUCCCUCUUCCGGGUGGAAAUACCAGGCACAAUCACCUCCUGGAUAGUCAUUUUCUUCCUUCCGGUAAACAGUGCCUUGAACCCCAUCCUCUACACUCUCACAACCAGCUUUUUCAAAGACAAGCUGAAACAGCUGCUGCACAAACAUCGGAGGAAAUCCAUUUUCAAAACGAAGAAAGAAAGUCUCUCGACAUCCAUUGUGUGGACGGAUGACUCCUCCGCGCUUAAACUUGGCGUUUUGAGCAAGAUAACCCUCGGGGAUGGUAUAGUGAAGCCAAUUUCCUAGCAAUGGUUUUGGACCCCCGGACUUCCAGGGGACUACCUGUAAGAAAAGGACAGCGUUCGGAACAUGCUACCUGCAGUGCUUUUCAUCUCCCCCAAAAGCAAAC
Molecule: messenger RNA, 2488 nt
Organism: Prionailurus viverrinus (fishing cat)
Lineage: Eukaryota; Metazoa; Chordata; Mammalia; Carnivora; Felidae
Gene: RXFP2
Product: relaxin family peptide receptor 2
Exons: 19
Coding region: 1-2385 (794 amino acids)
Biological process (GO): G protein-coupled receptor signaling pathway
Cellular component (GO): membrane
Molecular function (GO): protein binding; G protein-coupled receptor activity
Source: RefSeq, a predicted model, not a curated record